Molecule: messenger RNA, 5140 nt
Organism: Hermetia illucens (black soldier fly)
Lineage: Eukaryota; Metazoa; Arthropoda; Insecta; Diptera; Stratiomyidae
Gene: FLASH
Product: serine-rich adhesin for platelets
Exons: 4
Coding region: 125-5038 (1637 amino acids)
Source: RefSeq, a predicted model, not a curated record
CGCUUCUAUCAGCUGGUUGUGUUUAGGCGGCAAACUUCGUGCUUUAUUGCCGUUCCCGGAAAAACAUCGGGGAAAAUGUUGUGAAACCGUAUUAGCAGUAUUUGGACGUUGCAAUUUACCCACCAUGGAAGACGAUGCAUUUGAUAUUUAUGACGAUUUGGAGGAGUUCGACUACAAGGUUAAAUAUGAUGAGGCAGCAAACGCGCAGAAGGAGCUCCAAGAACAAUUGACGGCUGCUUUGAAGCGAAUAAGUGAACUAGAAGAGCGCAAUGAAGAGCUACAGGAUUCCAUUAACAACUUGGAGAAGAGCUUCCAGAGCCUACUCGAGACGGCAAGAGCUGAAAUCAGAAGAAAGGAUGCGAAAAUUGCAGAGGCUCGCAAAGAGAGAGACGAUGUGCUGUUCCGCCGAAAAGCGAAUCACAGGCCUGAUUUGCCGCAAGAAAAUGUAUUCAGAAGAUCGGAAUCAACUAACGCUCGUCCAAAUUUUCAGGGACAGAAGCACCCAGUCACCUUUGAAAAACAAAAUUUCACCAAUGCAUCCCGUUCUUACAAUGAUCAACCCUCUUUUAGAGAAAAUAGUAGACAUGCUGAUUUAGGGCAAAGUAACAGAACUGGGGAAGAUUUUAAUUUGUUUGUAAGGGAAAAAAUUAUUGCACAUGAAUCGAAUGAUAGAAAUGACAAUAGACAAAUGACAAAUACUCGUAGCUUACGAGAGGAUAUAAGGACAAAAGAUAACAAAUAUCAGCACGAUAAUCCCAGAGCACGUGAACACAGAAGAAGUGAUGACAAUGAGAUAGACAAUAAAAAUCAACAGAGUAUUAAUAAAGAUUCUCGCUCAGAGAAUCGCCGCUCUGGAUCUCGUGGAGGCGAGCAAAAUAAAGACGAGGAUAGAAGACCCAGUUCGGGUCAAAAUAGUAGAAAUUCUCGGAACGAUACUGAUGGGAGGCGGCGAGAUUACAGAGACUCGAGGGAACAGCGUCGUCAUGACUACCAUGAUCGCGAUCGGGAUCGCGACAAACAGAACGAUCGUUAUGGAAAAGAAGGUAGAAGUCGUGAUGACUCCAGAACAAAUCAUUCACGAGGUUCCUACUCGGAUCGCCGAUAUGAACGUAACCGCGAUAGAAAUGACGAAAACUAUUCUAAGCACCCGAACACGACCGAUAGGAAUGGGGAUCGUAAGCGUGGCUCACAUGAUGAUGGACGAUAUCGCAAUGAACGAAGAACUGACUCUGGGAGUAGAAGAGAUAAGGAACACUCAAGCCGGGACAAACAAAUGGAUAAAGAUAGUAAUCGAGAAGAAAGUCGCAGAAACUCGAAAGAACAAACUGAAAAUCGAAGAGAAGUAGAUUUUGAGCGAAAUUCAACAGAAAAGAGGAACAUAACUUCGUCCAAUGAUGAUGAACAGUUACCGAAAAAUGCAAAAAGAAAAAUGGAGACGAAUGAUGUUGAAAGUUCAACGAAACGAAUGAAAUAUAACGAGGAGAAAAGCAAAGGUCCCCAAAGCAGCAAAAACUUUGAAAAUGAAAGAAAAGAUCAAGCAGACAUUGACGAGUAUAGUGAAGAUCAUCUAAAUGCGCUCAGAAAACAAUUGGAAAUGGAAAUCUCCGCUGAAGAGAACACAGGAAAUUUCGAAAUACCAGAAAUGAGGUUAGGCUCACGGAAAAAACAAACUGCAGUAAGUAUUGGUGAGAACGAUUGUUCAGAUCAUAAAGAGGCAACAUCCAAUAGGCAUUCUGAAUCAUCGAGAAGGCAUUCGGAAAAUUUAUCACAGGAAAUGUCGUCUGACCAAAAUAGAGAUAGUUAUGACUUGGUUCGAGAACUCGCCUCUAUUGAAGUUCAAUCCAUCCAAAAUCGGGAGUCGAAUGAGUCCUCGGGAACGUCUGCAUGUGAAGUUUUUCCCGCGAAUCACAUAGAGCAAUGUAUUCCAAAUGAGACUAAAGAAAGGAAAUUAAAUGAAAAAUUAGGUAAUAAAUGUUACAGGCCUUCCGAAACAACUCAGUGUGAACAAUUUGGAAAGGUGAAUACGGACAAGGGUGACAUUGGUGAAACCCAUGCAAUUCCAAACGAGGAGAUAGCUGACGAAAUAACUGAUAUCAAUGAAGAGAAGAAGAGAGGGUUUGGAGAAGAUAAGAACAUGAAUACCAGUAGGGCAAGUUGUCUCCAGCAAAACGAUGUGAAUAAUCCUGAAUUCAAAAACUUGGAGAGGAAAUCUUUAAAAAGCACCGGGAAAAAUGUAAAGCCUUGUAAUAUAGAAACUUCUGAAGGAAAUGAAGAUAAUGGUCAAAUUAGUGGUUGCCAUAAACCCCCUUUGGGUGACAUGGAGCAGCAGUCAAGCCAGGUUCAAAUUAGUGAAGCGAAAUUUGCCACAUCGGCAGACUGUGCAAUGAUUGAUCAUAACACGAACAAUCUAAUUGCAGCAAAAAGGAAUAAUCACGAUGAAAUGGAACUGAAUGGAUUUAGGAAUGGGGACAGGCAAUCCAGCGAAAACACAAAAUCGAAUUCUUUGAAAGCUGCCUUGAAACCUCCACUUUCUAUCGAAAAUCAACUUGAAGCCCCAAGCAUGCCAGCAUUAGAUGCGUCUGUUGAGACUUGCAAUGAAACGCUCAUUAGUAAACAAACAGAUAAAUUUAAGACAGAAUGCGGUACUGUUGAAAAUAAAAAUAAUACUAGUUCAAAGUCAGCCAGGGUCUUGCCGAAGGGGGAUAUAUCUAACGACAGCUUCAAUGAAUCAACUGGCAGAUUGAACACAUCGGCCCUUCUCUCUUACGAAACAUACUUGGCCAAUCACACAACGCCUGUUCCGGUGCCCGCAUCAGAAGAUGAAAUCGCAGGAACCCCAACAAAGCCAAAAACUACAAAAAAGCCGAGGCGAACUACACAGAAAGCUCCCUACAAUGCUUUGGUUGGUCAUCGAAUUGAGGGAUUCGAGCGUAGAAUUCCAGCAAAGAAAUCAACGUUGGAUACUUCACGGGAGUUAAAACAAGAAUUGUUUAGAGAGGCGUUGGGGCAGAGAAGCAGCACUCCUAUCAAGCCGCUCAAUUUAAGUUCUUCUAGCAUUUCGGAUACAUCUUUUAAUACGAGCACUACAGAAGUAAAAGGUGAGAAGCGUGUAGAAAACGAUAAUCAGCAAAUGAAAAUGAAUGUCCAAAAGGAGAAGAAAAAUUUUAAACUCAAUUUAGAUUUAAGCUUUGGUGAAAAUCGCGUCAUUACAAAGGAAGACGUGAAAGUUAUCGUCACGGAUAAUGACCUUCGCUCGAUGAGCAACCUUUCCAAGAGUAACAGCAGUAGUGAAGGCACUAAUCGCAGUGAAAGGGAUACCAAAAGCAGCAGUGGCAUCAACAGUUCAUCAACUACGAGUUCGUCAGAUAAGUCGUCAACUACGAGUUCGUCAGAUAAGUCGUCAACUACGAGUUUGUCAGAUAAGUCGAUUAUUCCUUCGAAAAGUGAAGAUAAUUUCACAAGUUGCACAAUUGACAAUGUAACUGCACCUUCGAAUUAUCCGACGAAAAAACAAAAAAUCAUGACACAGUUGAUGAAGCAAAAUAGUUGCGAGCAAUUAAUCACAAAUAUAGUAACGGCUAGCGCAAACGGCGUGAAUGCUAAAGAAGAGAGCAUCCCCGAGAGCGGCUUAGAAUCUUCUGACAUAGAAAAGAAGUAUCCACCUGCAAUCAAAAGUGCGAAUUCAGUAGGGAAAACUUCUACUAUGCAAAAUGGAGAUUAUUCCAAAAGGAAAAAUGAGUCGUUGGAACAAGAACUUCCGCCACCAAAAAGAAGGAAUACAGUUGAAGAGGGACACGCCAUAAACUCAGCGCCAGACUUGAAUAUUCAAAAUCUAGAAAAGAACAUCCUCGAAGAGAGUAAAGAUUCCUUAUCACGCAGCCGAAUAGCUGGCACUGAAAUUAGUUCUCAUUCAGGUUCUGAUACAGCAAUAUAUUCGUCUUCGACCGAAAAAUCUAACCCAAGUAUUAAUUCUGGAGAUAGUUCGGAAACCAAGCAAUCUACUUGUGAAGAUUUGGGCUUGAAGCAAAAUAACGGUGAUAACUGUUUAGAUUUAACUAAUGAUAUGGAUACGAAGCGAGCAGCUAUUGAGCAGCUCAUGCGUGACCUUAAUUGGAGUUCUAGUGAUCAGCAUAGUAGUGAUCUGGAAAAAUCUGAAACUGAAAAGAAGAGUGAUGAUCACAUGAUUUCAAUGGAUAAAUCAAAAGAGUGUGACAGUGGCAACCAAGAAUUAUCGAAAUUUAGCGAAGAAACAGUAUCGGAUGAUCCUAAAAGUGUGGAAUCUUCAAAGAAGAAUAAAAUUGAAAUUUUAGAUGUACAAAUCGUAACUAGAGGCUGUGCCUUAGAGCUUCCUACUGCAAAUGUGCGAAACAAUACUGACGAUGUUAAAGGACACAGCAAUCAAAAUAUUGUUAGAUUAUCAAAAAAUGUUGAUGAUUCAGAGAAAUAUCGAACACCGCAUGACGAAGAAAAAACAAUCAAAUCAGGUAACACUAAUCGUUCUAGGCCAUCUGUAACAAAGAAGCCACUUGUUCAAGGUAACCACACAAGAAAUACAAGAAGAGCUAAUCAGAAUGGCAUGAAUGCAGGGGAAUCUUCCAAAACAAAAAUGUCUGGAACAAGCAACGAUCAUGUCAUCGACAAAAUAGUUAGGGACCCGAAUGAAUCUUCGAAGACUAAACCGACGAUUUCUACUGCUUCUCCUACUCGCGAUUGCAAAAACAAUGCACCAUCGCAAAAAAUCAAUUUCAAUGAAACCGAAAACAAUAGUUCACAUGCAAAUACAUUUGCGCCAAUGCAAAAACCCGAAAGCACCUCAAACCCGAUUCAGUCCACACCGAAAACUUAUGAUAAGAAUAAUUCCUUGCACGAUUCGGAACUACAGACGAAAUUUUCUCCUAACAACAGCUUGAAUGAGUCCCAAUAUGAGAAACGCAAUAUUUCUAUGGCAUCAAGUGAUUAUGUGAUUGAGAAAGUGGAUAACAACGUCAUAAACGUAUUUAUAACUAGAAGGAAAGUUAAGAAGAAGAAGAAAAAUUGAGACGUGUCUUGUGAAAAUUUAAUGAAAAAUUUUAAGUUCUAAGAAAUGUAAAUAUUUUAGUUUAUUAAAUUAGCAAAAAUCUUUUCUAAGAUCAAAGUUGAA